AUGCUAUACGAAGGAACCUCGUUGCUGAACCACUGGUUCUGGCUUUUGUUAGCUGCUCUCACAGUUUCAUGGCUCCUAAUCAGGCCAAUUCUUCGACAUCGGCGGCUCUCAACAAUACCAGGCCCGCGUCUCUACAGCGUGUCCAGCAUCCCUCUGGCUUUAGACGCUUGGCAAGCUCGCUCUGUCCACAAGCUCCAAGAUCUUCACCAGCAAUACGGGCCCGUGGUCCGCAUCAAGCCGGAUCGAGUCUCCUUCAACAGUCUGUCCGCGCUCAGGACCAUAUAUGGAGCAGGCAGCAGCUUCGAAAGGACCUCCUUCUACUCAAUGUUCGACGCAUUCGGCAAGCCCAACAUGUUUACCUUUGGGUCAGGGGCAUUGCAUCGGGAUCGGAAGAAGCUUCUGAGCCACAUGUACUCAAACCAGACUGUGCUCGGACCGCAUUACUCCCAGUUGGUGAUGAACAAGGUUGCUGGCUUCCUGAAGAUGGUUGAAGAUGAACCAAAGCAAGCAUCGGAAAUCUUCACAAGCCUUCACUUCUUCUCUCUGGACGCAAUCAGCGAGUUCGUGUAUGGGCCUGAUCACGGAGGCACACGGGCGCUCCAGGGUAGCAACACCGACCGAAACAUGAUCUCGGACAUCCUUGAUCCAGCUCGUCGGAGACUGUCAUGGUUCCUGGUCCAUUUCCCCAGCUUCACAAAGUGGCUGAUCUCGAGGGAUGGACUGACCGGGAGUCUCAUCGCUCGGCUCGGUCUAUUGCCGAUGAACAAGCCCUUCACCUACUCUGGCAUUCGUCAGCAUGCGCUGAACGCUUUCUACUCGUUCCGAACCGCUUCCCAGAGCGGGCAGGCUGAGGCUAUAAAUACCACCGUUAUAGGCCGGCUAUUCCAGGUUCGGGAGAAACAAGCUCUUGACGACAUGGACAUUGCAUCGGAGUGUGCAGAUCACCUGCUAGCCGGCAUAGACACCACUGCCGACUCUCUCCUGUUUCUCAUUUGGGCGCUAUCUUUGCCAAAGCAUGAGAUCUACCAGACCAAGCUGCGGGACGAGGUGUCCCGCAUCUCCGUCAAUGCUGAGGGGUUGCCUGAGCCAAAGGAUCUCAUGCGUCUGCCGUAUCUCAAUGCGGUGUUGCGUGAGUCUCUCCGACUGUAUGCGCCACUUCCGACCUUUGAGCCACGGACUUGUCCUACAGAUCAAGUUAUUGACGGUUGUACCAUCCCCGCGGGCACCAUAGUAGGCAUGUCGCCGUACUGUCUCCACCGGGAUCCCGCCAUCUUUCCGGAGCCUCUGACGUUCCGCCCUGAGCGGUGGUUGACAGAAGAUGGACUCAUGGUGCCAGAGUCAGAUAUGAAGAACCGGUUCUUCUGGGCUUUCUCUAGCGGUGCUCGGAUGUGCAUUGGCAUGCAUCUGGCUAACGCAGAGAUGCUGACUUUGACAGCUGCAGUCUAUCGGAAGUACAGGACUCGCUCCAGGCGCCCGGACACAUCUCCAGGUAUCACAAGUCGGUUCGAGGUUUUUGCGGAUGAGGUCGUGCCGAAGAUGGAGGAGCAUCACUGCGAGAUUGACUUUGUUGCACUCGACCAAACAGUCUAG
Cyphellophora europaea CBS 101466 is the source of this 1590-nucleotide messenger RNA. RefSeq lists its product as uncharacterized. Lineage: Eukaryota; Fungi; Ascomycota; Eurotiomycetes; Chaetothyriales; Cyphellophoraceae. The record is from RefSeq and is a predicted model, not a curated record. The transcript is spliced from 2 exons. The coding region runs from base 1 to 1590 and encodes 529 amino acids. Gene Ontology annotation, molecular function: monooxygenase activity; heme binding; oxidoreductase activity, acting on paired donors, with incorporation or reduction of molecular oxygen.